CAAGGCGAGUUUAUGCGUGUCGGGGGUCUAGUAGUCAGCCUCUGGAUUCGGACGCGGUAAGCGGCCGCAGACACAGUAGGUACUACGCCUGCACCGGGAAAAGUUUCAUCUUUCCGUAGAACUCGUGGUUCCGAAUCGCGUUUGUGAGCCUAUGCCGUGUGUACUGUGAUUGUUCCGAAAUGAGGUGGACAACGGCGUUUUUGUUUUUCGGCGCGGUCGCAACUGUUCUAUCGACGGAGGAGGUUUCAGAUGAAAGCGAGCCAUUACUACAUGUGUUGGCGCGACCAUCUACCUUCAAUGCGGGGGAGCGAAGAGCGAUCUUCUGUCAAGGUCGCAACCUACCACAUGCCAUCAACUGGUACUCGCCGUCCGGCAACAUAGUCGGUGAACGUUCCAGCACCAACAACAGGGUGUACGUGGAACGGAAGGUUGAUAACAGCAUGGUGAUGGUGCCCCUCAUCAUCCACGAAGUGAAGGUCGAGGACUCCGGCAGCUGGACCUGCAAGGCCGGCGAGUACAACGAGACCAUUGACAUUGUCGUUGGAAUUAAGGUAAAGUUCCAUAAUAGACAAACUACCAUGGAAGGUGACGAAGGUAAAAACGCAAAGCUUACUUGCGAAGCGAAGGGGUACCCGUUGCCUGUCAUUCAAUGGUACAAAGAUGGAAAAUUAUUAACCGAUAAAACAUCUCCAAGUAAAUAUGCGAUGAAGAAAAAAGGUGACAUUUACGUUUUGGAGGUGCGAGCAUUGACUUACGAAGAUAUCGGCGAAUAUCUUUGCAAAGUCACACAAAAAGUUCUGUCAUAUUACACCGAUAAGACAAUCAUACUAUCUGUCAAACAUGCACCUGUGCUAGUAGGUACAUACAAAACUGUUGAAGAAUAUGCUGCGUUUAAUGCAACCAAAAACAUUACGUGCAGCGCCAUUGCGAAUCCUUUACCCAGCUAUCAGUGGUACAGAAGGCGCAAAAACUUUGACACCGAAAUUCCUGAAGAGGAUACGAUCUUCACUGCCGAGGACGGUACAUCCUCAACUCUGAUGCUGAGAAUGGACAAGGAAGAAGCUUUCGGCGAGUACAAGUGUAAAGUCAGCAACAGCAAAGGCAGUGAGACUGUUAUCUUUGACGUGUCACUCGGGGAGAGGCCAACAUCUCCCGAUGGGGUGAACCUAAUCGCUGCCAACUCCACACAUUUGACAUUCAACGUCAGUUGUGCAGCGUGCCCGAUCCAGCAGAGCGACGACACUUCUCCGGACCCUAAGAACCUCACAGUCAUUGGUCAGUCAACUGUGUAUAACUUUUUUUCUUUUUUUUAACCCGAAGAAAUGCGUUACGCAAACCGCCCCAGGGUAAGGCGACGAAGUUAUGUGGGACUCUUCCCCCCACCUCCUGAGCCGCUAUUCAGCCAACCCUAAGGUUAGCUUAAUGGCUGCUCGGGAUAGUAAUAAUAAUAAUAAUAUGAAAAAAUGUAAUCAAUAUGGUAUCCAAUAAAUAAAGAGAAUAAUAAUAAUCAUUUCAUUACCGGUUUCGGUAGCGUUGUGAAGUAUCUGAGUAUUUAUGUUUACCUAUAUAUUUAAAUUUAUCUUAUUGUAUUGUAUUUUUCUUUUAAUUUUUUUUUCCACCUUUUCGUCUUCUUCUUAUAUAAUUAUCAGGAAAACUUUUGCCUUGUGUUCCGCACAACCUCCCUAACUCGCUUACCUUAUUUUAUUUCCAGCUCAUUGGGUUGUCUGGAAGAAAUCGCUCAUUAGCGAUAAGACCGCCCUUUGUGCAAUGUUGUAUUUUUCUACUUGUUUUUGUAUCUGCUUGUUUUGUUACUGUGUUGUGCAAUAAAGAGUUUUUAUCUUAUCUUAUCAUUUCUUUAUUUCUUCUCUCACAUAACAAUACAUCAUUUAUUUUAAAAAGUAUUAAGGAUACUUAAAUCUAGUUAUGUGAGAGACUGGCGUCUGUACUAGGAGACCUGUAUUACAGAUUACCAGUCUCUCCACCUCCGAACCGUCUAUAAGGAACUCAAAUAAUAUUAGUCCCUAAGUGAAAUACAUAAACAUAAAUAUGAGAAAAAAAUAAAACAAAAAGUAGUAGUGUGUUUUAGUGGGUGUAUGUGUUUGUGUGGGUGUAUGUGUGCGUGUUUGUAUUGUGUUGUUUAUUAUAGUGAUUAAUUGUGUUAUUAAGAUUUUGUAGUAUGAGUGCGUCUCUGUUUGUUGUUGUAUGUACAAGUGAAAAAUAUGUUUAUAUGAUGUUAAGUACCUUUCACGAGAUGACAGAAAAGAGUUUCUCUGUUGUAAAGUAAUCCAGGGAUUUUAGCCAAUCGGUUGUAACUCUCUUGCAAUCAUACUUAGAUAGCGGAUAGAUGUUAGUGUGCUUAUUAAUUUCGUUAUACAAAGAACAGCCUAUAUAACCGAAAAACCUUUUUGAAAAGGCAGUUGUCCUGUUGUCCACUGAUUAUUACGAUGACAAACUUUGUGUUUGUGUCGUUUAUUUGCAUUAAGAUUUGGGUCAAACGUUGUUGCAGAGUGUUGUUUUAGCAUUGUAUUGAGGAUAAAAAGCUGACGAACGCUCAGGACAUCAGCUAAAUCAUAGAGGUCUUUAGUCGGUAAAAGAAAAGGUUUGAAAGGACUUACUUUAAGGACUGCACGCUGAGCUCUUUCUAAAGUUAUACUUGCAGGUACCUCCCCACACCGUUAUGCAGUAGGUUAGAAUCGACUGACAGAGAGAUUGGUAUACUGUUUUGAUAAUAGAUUUAUCUGCAAUGUUACGUAGGUUCUUGAAAACAAAAAUUAAUUUCCGAAUUCUACCUGAAAGUCGAUCUAUAUGAUAGUUAAAACUGAGAGUAUUAUCUAUAACUAUGCCAAGAUAUUUAAGAUUAGCGGUGAUAGAAAUUUUACUGCAAGUACAAGUAGAGCUCAAUGUGCUGGAGUGCGCUAUUAUAGAAUGUUUGUCAUGAAUUGAAGAUUUUUUAUAGAGAAGGGAAUAAAUCUAGUUUUGUCUACGUUAAGUGUUAGUGCAUUAUUUUUGAGCCAAUUAUUAACUAAGUUAAAACCUGACUGUGCAAAUUUGUAAGUCUCUUCCCAACUACCACCAUGAAAAAUAAGAGCAGUAUCAUCUGCAAACGUCACCACCUUACCAUUCUGCAACACGAGAUUACAAAGCUCAUUAAUGAAUACAAGGAAUAGUGUGGGGCCUAGUACACUUCCCUGCGGUACGCCAUAGUUUAUUGGUAAGUCAUCACUAGUCAGGCCAGUCACGUUUACUCUUUGAACCCUAUUACUCAAAAAAUUUUUGAAUAACUUGAGCUGGACACCUCUCAUACCUAACCUCUCCAGCUUUCCAAGCGGUAGUGGGACAGAGACCGUGUCAAAAGCCUUCGCUAUAUCCAGGAAAAUCGUAAUUACUUUCCGCUUCAUGUCUAAGUGAUUAACUAUAUGAUCAGUCAGUUGGUGUACUGCAUCAUUAGUCGAAAUACCAGAUCUAAAUCCAUAUUGUGAACUAGACUAGAAUUUGUUUCAAGAUAUUCAAGAAGACGUUUCUUUAUUAGUUUUUCGAUUAUUUUAGCGUUAUAGCGUAGGCAACUUUGAAAUGGGUCUAAAAUUGUUGACACAGCCUCUGUCGCCACUCUUGUAUAUAGGGAUUAUCUCAGCAAGUUUAAACAAGUCAGGGAAAACUCCUGUAGAAAAUAUCAAAUUGAACAAAUGUGUCAAAGGAGGGACCAACUUUAAAUGAUAACGUUUGAGAAAAGAUCCAAUAAUACCCCCCCUUCCAGAAGCAUUGCCUUUUUUCAGAGACAUAAUACAAGAUAACACUUCUGAUUCAUCAGUAGGUAACAGGACAAAAGAGUGUGGGGAUGAGUCAAAUGGUUGGAUGUUGGUUAAGCUAGAGCUGAACGCUUUCUCAGCAAGGUCUCUUCCUACAGACACAAAAAUAUUAUUUAUAUUAUUAAUUAAGUCUAAAUGUUCGGUGGCAGAAAUCAGAUCAGAAGCAAGAUUGUUACUUUUAUUAAAAUAAGUUAAUUGUUUGACAGCUUCCCAGAGAGCUUUGUUAUUAGUACUAGCUGCUUUUUGAAGCAAACUACUUUCGUAAUCCCAUUUUAUUUUUUUUAAAAGACAAUUACAAUAGUUUCUGUAUCUUUCAUAAGUUACCAUGAGAGUUUCAUUAUUAGGGUCUUUUUUAAGUUUUUGGUGAAGCCUGUCUCGAUUUUUAACACAUCUUAAAAGACCUGUGGUCAUCCAGGGUCUUUUUAUUCUUUUGCGAUUUGAGAUGUUUAUAGUGUGAGUAUUUGCUUUUGUCUCUUAGCUAUUUGGUUCAACGGUUGCAGCACCGACUCGAACACCGACAAGGCGCCAUCGCCGGUUCAAAUCACGAACUUCGCAAAAAAACUUUUAACUUAAAAUUCAAUUUAUAUUUUCACUUAAAUUAAUACAGUGGACACGUCCAAAUUUAUAUCACACAUUAGAAAUAAUUCAAUAGUGCUGCAUUAGUAACCGAAGCGGUUAACACGCGUUUCUCUCUACAUAUCAGUCAAAUCAUGAGGCACCCAUUUUUCAUAUUUUUUUAAUGUUAUUGAUAUGAUGCAAAUGAGUCAAUAUUAAAGAUAAGGUAACAUAUAACCAUGCCGCUAAUUCCUGGGUACUUUGACUCGGAUCGGCUUCCACCAUCUCCUUCAAUCCAUUCGUUAUUCACUUAGGUCUUCCACUUGGGUUUUUAUUAUGAAAGCGUUUAAACCAAUAACGCACGUCGAAACUAUUUAAAUAUUACACGAAUUUAUGAAGUAUCAUCUUUCCCGUCUGCUGAUAAAAAAAAAUAGAAUAUUGCUUUUUAUUAAAACAACAACCUCAUAGGUAUCAUGUGAAAAAAGUUUCACUCGAUAAUUUCCCACCAUGGAGGUUUUAUGAAAAUUUAAAGUACAUAUUAGUAUAAAACGGCAAUUUUAUACUUUAAACUUGCUUGAAUCCCUAUUAUCAAGAACCAACUUCGUGUUUUUGAAAACGUGGUAUCUUAAUAAAUAUAUUUAUUUUGCUCUUGUUUUUUUUUCAGGAUUUGAUUUCGAACUGACAGAGGUCAGAGAUGAUUACCCACCGGACUGGGACAAGAAGUAUCCAUUUGAGAUGCUAAUUGAAGAAUCAGAAGAUUUGGUGUUCGCAGUAGGUCCGCUGCCUAAUUCUACGGUAUUUCACGCGCGCGUGCGCACGCGCAACCUUGCGGGCGAGUCUGAUUGGCUGGAGGUGCAACCCGACCCCGCCACCACUUCCCGCGCCGUCACUCUAAGUUUGUGUCUAGCGAUCAUCGUUGCCGCCUUCAUCGCCACCACAUAUUAGUGUCAAUAUCGCUCCAAGCCUCUGCCCGGCGGCCUAGCGGUCAUCAUUGUCACCUUUAACGCCACCACCUAAAAGUGUCAAUAUAAUUUCUGGGCUGCCAAAUCAAUCAUCGUAGUCAUCAGUAUUUCAACCCUGCUAGGAUAAAUGCACGCGCAGCCUAACGGGCAUGUUUGAUUGGAUGGAAGUGCAAGCCUGCGCCGCCACCAUUGGCUGCCUAACAAUCAUCGUCGUCAGUCUUGUCCCGCUGCUAGGACUAAGGGUUUUCCUAAUGCCUAUAAUCAGAGCCCACCACCACUUAACGCGCCGUCUAACUUACGCUCAGCCUCAAUCUAGAGGUCAUCGUUGCAAUCUUAAAAGUCAAUAUAAUUUUUGGGCUGUUAAACAAUCAUCUAUAACGUCGUCAUUCUUCAUCUAUAUCAUCAUACAUCAGUAUUUUUUAACCCUGCUGCUAGGACUAAGGCAAGCGCAACCUCGCGGGCGAGUCUGAUUGGACUGAGGUGCCACACAACAAGAACAUUAUUUGUAAUUUUUGCAUCAUUACUAGUAAAUAGGAUGAAGUGGGGAUAGGAUUUAUAAAACAAAAUUGUCGAGCGAACAAACAAGAAGCUUUUGUACCUAAACAUAAACCCCUUUAUUAGAGGACGAGAUUAAACGAGACGACGACAUUAAACGAGGACUAAGCUUAUAUGCCAUUGUGAUAUGCCAUUUGUCAUUCAAUGAAAAGAGACAAAACAUGGAGUAACUAUUCAGAACUUAUUCUUCACUUAUUAAUAAGGUGGAAAUAGUAUAUAAUAAUAAAAUAUGUGUUAAAUAAGCUGAACAAUUAAUGCUCCACGUGUUUAACACCUCCAGUCUUCGAAUAAGUUCAGACUUAGGCGUAACUUGCAUCAAAUAUCUUAUCAAAAUUGAAAAUUAAACUGUGCUUAAACUUCGAUCUAUCG
Molecule: messenger RNA, 6247 nt
Organism: Chilo suppressalis (striped riceborer)
Lineage: Eukaryota; Metazoa; Arthropoda; Insecta; Lepidoptera; Crambidae
Source: the annotation of a GenBank genome assembly